Messenger RNA from Coccidioides immitis RS, 285 nucleotides. RefSeq lists its product as uncharacterized. The transcript has 3 exons. Bases 1 to 285 code for a protein of 94 amino acids. The record is from RefSeq and is a predicted model, not a curated record. NCBI's taxonomy places the organism in Eukaryota, Fungi, Ascomycota, Eurotiomycetes, Onygenales, Onygenaceae.
AUGGAGCACACGACUCGAUGUCCGGAUGGGACGUGGCUGCAUGAAACUCAUGAUGAGUGUCACUUGGAAAAGGCACCGAACAAAACGAGGUUCUGCAGGAGGAUAACAAUAUUCUUGCUCAGCUCUCCAACCAAGCACGUUGCAUCCCAUGCAGGGGCAGGUGCCGUGGCUAUUGCUGCCCACCAGGCACUCCCUACUGCGUUUGGGCUCGUGGCCGCUGCUGGUGUCCGCGCCGCUAAACAGGUUCGACCUCGCGGCAUUGCAUGGCUCUGCAGUAUGACAUGA